Molecule: messenger RNA, 1365 nt
Organism: Bipolaris zeicola 26-R-13
Lineage: Eukaryota; Fungi; Ascomycota; Dothideomycetes; Pleosporales; Pleosporaceae
Exons: 7
Coding region: 1-1365 (454 amino acids)
Molecular function (GO): heme binding; iron ion binding; oxidoreductase activity, acting on paired donors, with incorporation or reduction of molecular oxygen
Source: RefSeq, a predicted model, not a curated record
AUGAGAAUCAGUAGCCAACUAGCUGGACUUUUUGCCCUCUUUUGGGUCGCCUACAUUGGCAUGCGCUGCGUAUACAAUUUGUUCUUCCAUCCUCUUCGUAAGAUUCUCGGCCCAUGGAUGGCUGCUAUGACAUCUCUCCCUGACUUCUGCGGAACUUAUGAGGUUGAAAAGGACCUCUCUACUGUUGCAGGACUUGGUGUCCCCGCUUCUGCAGCCGCAACUAUAUCCUAUGCGUUGCAUCGCUCCCGACGCGGCUAUAUGAAUCCAUACUUCUCGAAAACGUCUAUCAAAGCUAUGGAGCCUCUUUUCCACGAGCGGAUUACUGCUCUCCUAGGUCGUCUCGAUCGCGCUCUUCCCGAGGAUAAGAGAAUCUCCCUUGACAAAGCUUUCUCUGCCAUGACAGCCGACAUCAUCACACAGCGCUUUUUCGGAUAUCACUACGACUACCUCAGCGUGCCCGACCUAGUAUUCCCCAUCAAGGAAGCUUUCCAGGGCGCAUCAGAGAUCUUCCACUGGACCCGCUUCGUACCAUGGGCCGUCAAAUACCUAAAUAUGUUGCCUCUUUCUGUUAUCCGUUCACUUUUUCCGUCUGUUGCUACUUUGCUAGAAUUGCAAAAGGAAAUUGGGAACAAGAUCAUCGAGACGCGUGGAAACAAGGAUGAGGGAAAGCAGAAAUCUGUCAUCAUGCAAGCAUUAAGUGAUGAGUCGAUUCCAAAGUCAGAGCGUACGAUGCAACGCCUAUUAGAUGAAGGUCAGCGCGCUCUCUCUGUCGGCAUGUUCUAUCUUCUGUCUGAUAGGUCACUGAUUAGAAAAUUACGUGCUGAACUGUCACAAGUCGCUCAUAUUCCUGAGAUGGAGUUGAUCACUGCAAAACUUGAGCCUUUGCCUUACCUCACGGGGGUGGUCAAAGAGUCAAUCCGACUUUCAUACGGUCCACUCACCCACCUCCCUCGUGUUUUUGUCGACAAAACAUUACAGUACGGCAAGUACUCGAUCCCUCCAGGAAUGCCCAUGAGCCAAUCCACAUACUUCGUGCACAACAACCCAGAGAUAUUCCCAAACCCGCUCAAAUUCGCGCCAGAGCGCUGGGUUGAGGCCGCAGAGAAGGGAAUCCCUCUUAACAACUGGUUGACCAGCUUCACUAAAGGCUCGCGCCAGUGCUUGGGCAUUGGAUUGGCACAUGCGGAGAUGUAUCUCACGUUCGCUCGUGUGAUUCGGAACUUUGACAUGGAGCUUGAAAACACGACUGCAAAUGACGUUUCGAUCAAUAGUGUGUUGAUUAUGGGACAGUCUAAACCCGAUAAAAAUGGAGGCCCAGGUCAGGGUGAGGUUGAAGUCAUGAUGAUUCGAAAGCUUGAGGCUUGA